Messenger RNA from Lactuca sativa (garden lettuce), 1467 nucleotides. RefSeq lists its product as uncharacterized. NCBI's taxonomy places the organism in Eukaryota, Viridiplantae, Streptophyta, Magnoliopsida, Asterales, Asteraceae. The record is from RefSeq and is a predicted model, not a curated record.
AUGGAAAUAGGAAAUAAGGUUUACCUAAAUAACAUUGACCAGAUAGAUGAAAAAUCGCAUAUCAAGGUUCGGGUGCUUAAAAUUUGGAACUUUGUCAGAAAUAAUAAAGUUUGUUCGAUUGAAAUGAUCAUCAUGGACGAGGAGGUUUGUUGUGCACAAUACCAAGCUCGUGUCUUCAAUCAGAAUUUCUCCAGAUUUCGUCAUCUUUUAAAGGAAGAUGAAAGUUAUAUAGUUAUAAAACCCAAUAUGGCUGCUGUUACUAAUGGUUUUAGUUAUACAGAUGUUAUUGGACAUAUCGUGUCAUUUAGGCCUCUUGAAACUUCAAAUCCAGUACCAUCCAAGCAUUAUAUAAAACUCACUCUUAGCAACCUAGAUCAAGCAUAUCAAAUUUCAGAAUACCUAAAAAAUAACCCGACGGUUAAUUUUGUUGUUAUCGUGAUGCAGUUUUUGAAGCUAAACAUUUGGAAUGGUCUUGGUGAAGCUAAAAGUCAUUUUGAAGUAACGAAAUUGUUCAUAAAUUCUGACAUUUAUGAAAUAAAUGAGUUUAAAAAUAAGUUGAAAUGUCAUGACAAUUUCGGUAUAACUGAAAAAAGCAUAACUACACUUCAAAGCUACUCUUCUUCAUAUACAGAUGACUUUAAGGGCAAUUUUCAAUUAAAAACAGUCUGUGAGAUCACCGAACCAAUUAAGGAAAUGAAGUUUUUAUUAGUUGCUUCCAUUGUUAAUAUAAGGCAGAAUCUACCAUGGUAUUAUGAAGCAUGCAAAAAAUGUGGAAAAAAAAUAAUCCCUGUUCCCAAAGCCAAUCAUUCGUAUACCAACCCUGAGGGAAUUUCAAAAACUAUGGUUGUCGAGUGUACAAAUGCACAAUGCAAAAAAUCUGAAUUUCAGUAUAUAAUUCCAAUCAACGUACAAGAUUGUACUGGAACCAUUGGAUUGACUCUUUUUGAUAGGGAAGCAAGGAGGUUGUUAAAUAUAAGUGCCUACGAGUUGAAAAAGAUACAUGAUGCGGCCAGAGACAGUGAUGCCCUAUUUCCAAUGCAACUUAACGUGUUGAAAAACCGCAAAUUUGGUUUUGUUGUAGAUAUUACAGAAUACAAUGUCAACAACUAUAAUAACAUCUACACAGUUCUCAGAGUUACAGAAGAUAUGUCCAUUGUUUUUGAAUUGGAAAGUAAAAUAGAACUUAUGAGUAUUCAAUCUGUCUCCUUAAAUCAAGUUGCUUUGGAAUCCGAUGAUGUUGUACAGCCUAUUCAAAAGGAUGUGAUCUCACAAACAGACGAAAGUUUUACACCCUCAACAGUUGAUAAGUCAACCGCAACAAGUCCAAGCAAAAUAUCAGGUGAUUUGAAGCACAACCUCCAAGAAAUUUAUGAUGUUGAUUUUGGAGAUGAUUUAAGUUCAACUAAGGCUAAAAGAAAGUCAACCGCAGAGGAAACUCCACUCUUGAUUCCAAAAAUGGAAAAGUGA